Molecule: messenger RNA, 4058 nt
Organism: Aedes aegypti (yellow fever mosquito)
Lineage: Eukaryota; Metazoa; Arthropoda; Insecta; Diptera; Culicidae
Gene: AdoR
Product: 5-hydroxytryptamine receptor 2B
Exons: 8
Coding region: 1701-3941 (746 amino acids)
Biological process (GO): G protein-coupled adenosine receptor signaling pathway; adenylate cyclase-activating G protein-coupled receptor signaling pathway
Cellular component (GO): membrane
Molecular function (GO): G protein-coupled receptor activity
Source: RefSeq, a predicted model, not a curated record
AGUCGCUUACGGGAAAAGGCGCAAGAAAGUCACACCUUAGCAAACGCUGGCAGUGCACCGCAUCGAAGUUGUUUCUUCCGCUAGCAGCAGUCUCUUACCCUGUCGUUGAUAACGAGCGAGCGCGCGCGCGAUGGUCAACGGCGCGUCGCCUCGGUCUUCUCUGUUCAGUCACCGUGCAAAUCUCGUGAAGUUCACAUCGGUGGCCACCGGACGCGAAACGGAACUUUUUGCUGUGUGUGUUUGUGUUUGUGGGACGAUUAGGAGCCGAAUUUGGAUUGGCCUGCUACAACAAGUGGCAGCUGGAAUGUGAGAACGUGAAGUGCAUUCGAAUCGCGUUACUGCAGCGAUUAUCCAGUGAUGAUGGGAAGCGUGAUUUUGUGCGAUACAACCGACUGAUACAUAUUGGGGAAGCAAUUUUAUGUGCCAUAAACGGUGGAAAUGCGCCGAUGACGUUAAUGUGCUUGACUAUGGAUGAAUUGAUGUCCAGCUGCUCGAAAAAGACGUAAAUGUUAGAUAGUGCUUACUUAGUGGCAGACUGUUGCAGUCAACUCUACCGCGCGUCACUAAAAUUAUGGAGGCGCACGGUUGCUUUAUUGCUAGAACGUUGUAAAGCAGCUUCACCUCACUGUUACUAAUCAAUUAGAUUCAAAAUCUCUCCAUGUACCAAACCUUAUGUAAUCACUCGAAACAGUCUACUGUGUGGUGUGUGAAAUGAGCCGUUACGGACAAACCCUUAGACUGCAGAUGAUAAGCAUUAGACUGUAGAAUCCAGCAUAAUACAGUAUGGUUUUAUCCGCCGAUACCAGGAAACAACUUGCCUAGCAGUGGAUUCUGAUUCAUCCCCGAACAAAGUAUAGUGCUUGUGGUAUUGGCAGUUAAUCAAAACGAGCAAUCCCACACCGUCAAAUCGUGAAUCAUAGGCCGAAAAGAAGAGCGUCAAUUAUGUGGCAACCGGAUCAAUGGAAGAAAAUGUACUGAGAAUGCUAAACAUUGAAGCCAAUUAAAGAAAGUGAGUGGAACUAAUUAACCAACAUGACAAGAAGUGGAGAUGUAGUGAAGCGACUUAGAUGUGAAAAUGUUGUAGUGGAGAAUAUAUAGAUUGAUAAUUUGAAGCUGUGGUUAAUGCCAAUCUUUCAACGGAAGCAUAGCUGGUGCUUAAUAUUGGCGACCAUCUUGGAAUGCAAAAAAGGUUCCUAGCAUUGCUGGUGGUUUCCACCGGAUAUCCCAGUGCCGCAGAAACGUCGACCCUUUGAAGCACCACCACUUCCUUUUUCACCCAGGGGAGCGUGCAACCGGAUAAAGUUCAUCUAAUGGGUCACCGGAACCGGAUGCUCGUGCCACAAUCCGAACCACCAAUGAAAUUUAACGGCUUAUCGCGUCCGAUGUGUGUUUUCCAUGCGAUGGUUGCCAGACAGAGACGGAAAAAUCAAAGGGAGAUAAAUAAAUGAACGAGGUGUUAUUUGGCGAGAUGUGAAUUAUCGCGGUUCUGGCCGACGGAAAAGUUAAGUGAAAAUUCUAGUGAACAAGACAGCCGUCCGGAGGAAAAUAUUGUCCAUACCGCAACCAAAUCUUUUUCGAUUUGUUGAUCGUGAACCAGGGAUUAAGGUUCCGUGUGUGAGUGCGGUUUAUAAAACAGUGUGAUACACGUGGGUGCUAACUAGUAAAGUAUAGAGUUUAGACAAAAAGGUUGAGAUAGUUCAAUGACCGACAUCGACUUCGUCGGCGAGCAUUACUCGUAUAAUGGCACAGAUGUGGCUGACUGGAACAUUACGACCCGUUACGUGUCGACCACCGGUGAGGGCAGGUUAGACGUUACGUACGCCGUUUUCGAGGGCCUGGUGGCACUGAUGGCCGUGGUCGGCAAUGCCAUGGUAAUUGUGGUGUUCAAACGCGAACGGCGCCUUCGCAGACGGACUAACUUCUACAUAGUGUCGCUGGCCACGGCCGAUUUCCUGGUUGGACUGCUGGGAGUUCCCUUUGCAGUGCUAUCCUCCGUGGGUCUACCACGGAAUCUCCACGCAUGCCUUUUCACCAUCUCGUUACUGAUCGUACUGUGUACGAUUUCGAUCUUCUGCCUGGUCGCUGUAUCCGUCGAUCGGUACUGGGCCAUUCUACAUCCGAUGGCGUACUCACGGAACGUUCGCACGAAAACUGCAAUAGUUAUCAUCAGUUUGUGCUGGCUGGCCGGUUCCAUCAUCGGGUUUCUUCCGCUAUUCGGAUGGCACGAAACGCCCCAAGUCGACACCUGUCUGUUCCUCAAAGUCAUGGACUAUGACUAUUUAGUUUUCCUCUACUUUUCGACAAUCAUCACGCCGGCACUUAUCAUGCUGGCAUUCUACGCACACAUAUAUCGAGUAAUAAUUAAGCAACUCCGUCAAAUCGUUACGAUGAAUCCAUCCGGAGGGCUUUCAUCGGAAAGCCGUCGUUCUUCAGAGAGCAGCCGCAUCCGAAUAUCGGCCAUAAAACCUGGCCGCUGUAAAUCUAAUGGACACGGGGGUACGAUGCUGAGAGUUUUGGGCGCCGCGCAGAAACGAGAAGUGAAGGCAACCCAGAACCUAUCGAUCAUUGUGCUGUUCUUCAUGAUCUGCUGGAUUCCUUUGUACACCAUAAACUGUGUCGUGGCUUUCUGCCGCGACUGUACAAUUCCACCCACGUUGAUGUUGUUUUGCAUUAUCCUUUCCCAUCUUAACUCGGCCGUGAAUCCUUUGCUGUACGCUUAUCAUCUGAAGGAUUUCCGGGCGGCCCUAAGGAAUCUCAUUCUCAGCAUGCUGGGGUAUGAUGUCACCACCCAAGAGUUGAACUAUCGGGCCUCACUGGCCAGUCAACAGCAGCAAAUCAUCCAUCGACAUUCCAUUAUGGACAAAAGGUUUUCGUUGCAACCUAAAGUUUAUAUAGAUUCCCCAGUAUAUUUCCGAGCCCAACAGCAACUUCGACGGCAACAAUCUGAGCUUCUCCAGAGGCAUUCUCUUGAGCGUUCGGAAAGUGGUGCUUCGUACAACAGUCUGAAUAAAAAGCGCUUGAUCAGUACUACCCGCUCCGAUCCAGGCUCUCCGAACGUUGUAAUCAGUACCUCGGCAAUCAGUGCAAGCCCUGUCGAAUCUAAUUGCUCCUCUCCUCAACGGUAUGAUCUACGACCCAUGGAUGGAAUCCAGCGAAACAGUUUUAGAAUGUGGGGAAUAGCAGAAGUGUCCAGCAUUAACGAAGACAGUAUUCAUAGGAAAUCCCUUGAAGAUGAUGACCGCGGAGGACUGGUGCUGAUUUGUAACGGUACCGAGGAACCAAUCAUCGAAAACAACGAGAGCAUAGAGCAAAUGACCGAGGAGGUUAACCUGGAGGACAUUGGCCAAGACUUUUCGGCAGACGAAGUCCAGCAGACACUAGACUUACCGCCUAGUCAUACAGAGGAGGAUAGGAAUAUCAGCUCGCUGUAUAAUAUUGUGACCUCCAAACGAAGGAGUCGAAGCACGUGCUGUAUUUUACAGGACACCACCAUAACCACCCAAUCCGUGAAUGAUUCCGUCUAUUUGAUAGAGGAUCAUUCCCCUACUAAAAUACUCGCUAAACACGUCUCACGUAACAGCGCCAACAACAAUAGUGUCAAUUGUGAAGCCGAUUGCGCUUACCUUCGUAGUCUCAACCUAGUCGAUAACGUGAACAACAAUAGUCAACUCUGUAAUCAUGUCUCUAGUCCAAAUUCCUCGCUGCCUGGGGAAACCCCAACGAUACCAUCCCGGCAUAGAUCCAUGAGCAAGUCGUUUUCGCUAUUUAACAGCGUUCAGCAUGCCAACUCAUCACCGAAGCCACACUCGCCGAUUAUCCCUUUGACCGAUAGUGGCGAAUCAUCACAUUCCAGCCUUUUCAAGCUGUUCAGCUCCAGCGGGGCAAAGCAGCGAGUGCGUAGUCUAAGGUUUAACAAACGUUCUUUGUCCAACGACAAAUAAAUCUAUUUCGGAAAAAAAAUGCCUAGCUGUAAGUGUAACUGUGAAGUAUUUGAUAUGUUUAGAUCUUUCUCCGAUGUGCUAGAGAAAAUAAAGCCAAAACCAUAUCUCUCAUUAAAA